Molecule: messenger RNA, 2049 nt
Organism: Melanotaenia boesemani (Boeseman's rainbowfish)
Lineage: Eukaryota; Metazoa; Chordata; Actinopteri; Atheriniformes; Melanotaeniidae
Product: inactive phospholipid phosphatase 7-like
Exons: 4
Coding region: 65-961 (298 amino acids)
Cellular component (GO): nuclear envelope
Molecular function (GO): sphingosine-1-phosphate phosphatase activity
Source: RefSeq, a predicted model, not a curated record
CCCUGUCACAGUCCUGCAACCCUCCUCUGCUGGUGGACCCUCCUCAGUCUGUCCUCAGUCCGUCAUGCCUGGUAGCCAGGCCCGCAGUCGGGCCAGAGACCGGAGCAAUGUCCUGAACCGACCAGAGUUUAUGUCCCUAAACCAGCCAUCUCGCAGAGAGCAGGUGGCGGGGGAGGGCCGGGGAGGAGGGGGUGGUCCGAGGAAACCCGUUUUCAGACAGCAGAGUCAGCAGGAAGAUGCAGGAGGGAGGGGGUCCAGAGAGUCCUCUGACAGGGCAGAUGCAGCAGAUGGGGGGAUGAAAGAUGUGUCCCGCUGGCCAGAGCAGGACUGCAUGCAGCUGAACCCGACGUUCAGAGGCAUAGCCCUCAGCUCCUUGCUCGCCAUUGACAUCAGCCUGUCCAAGCGUUUGGGCAUGUGCGUUGGGGCCCACAGUGCCGGGGCCCCUCUGCGCUCCAUUGUGAGUCUGCUGGCCCUCACAGGACACGCCCUCCCCUGGAUCUGUGGGACUCUGUUCUGCCUGUGGAGGAGCAGCACUCUGGCUGGACAGGAAGUCCUCAUUAACCUGCUGCUGGCCCUGAUCCUAGACCUGAUGACGGUUGCCGGGAUGCAGAAGUUGGUGAAACGCAAAGGACCAUGGGAUUUACCUUUAGGGUUUCUGGACUACGUCGCCAUGGAUAUGUAUUCUUUCCCAGCAGCCCACGCCAGCCGAGCUGUCAUGGUGUGCAAGUUCCUACUGAACCACCUGGUGCUGGCGGUGCCACUCAGGAUCCUGCUCUACCUGUGGACCUUCCUGGUGGGCGUGUCCCGGGUGCUGCUGGGUAAACAUCACCUGUCGGACGUGGGCUGUGGAUUCGCUCUGGGCUUCUUGCACUUCAGUUUGGUGGAGUCUGUUUGGCUGGAUUCUGCUACCUGCCAGACCCUCAUCUCCAUUGGUACACUGCGCUGGACUCCACUGGUUUAGAACUAGGUCAGACUGGUUCAGGACUGGAGCAAACUGAUUCAGGUAGCAGUAAGACUGCUACAGACUUGGGCUGCUCCAGUUUGGAAUGGUUUUCACUAAUACUGUUAGAUUGGCCCCUUUUCACCACCAGCAUUCUACUCUUGAUUCUACUGGUCUAAACUAGGUGGAACUGGUUCUGAGUGGUCUCAACUGAUAUAGACUGAUAUAGAUUGGUGUGGACCUUUCUGGAAUAGUUCCGCCGGGUUAACGGUGCUAAGUUUAACUGGUUUUGACCCAUCUAAACUAGCUUCAAAUAGUGUAUUUUGACCAGAUCUACACUGGGUUUGUCUUAGCCACAGUCCGUGCCUGGGUCACAGUAGUAGACCAAACCUGUUCCAGUCCAGUCUAGACUAGUUUAAUCCACUGGUUUAAACAUGAUUUAAAACCAUAACUGACAAAUCUCCUGUUUACUAGAACUAGUUUGGACAGGUUUAGGUAAUUUUCUAAAUGUCUCAUAGCAGUUGUAAUCCACUCAGGAUGAUUUUAAAUGGGUGGGAACUGGUCCUACACUGGAUUUUCCCAGUUUAAACUAGUCUGGACCUGGAUAUAAUUAUUAAAGUAAUGGAUAGAUGUGUAAGUUCAGAGAAUGAGCUCUGGUUCUGGUUUACAUUUCUGAGGUUCUGACUGGGUUUGGUGGUUCUAGUUUCUGGAUUUAUCUGGUCUUUAACUGUAAAGAGAUGAGUGGUGUCUCAGGUAUUGAACAGAAAGUGUCUCUGGUCAGACUUCCUGUUUUCAACACAACUUAAGUAUUGGCAGAUUUGCUGAUGAAAUUUUGUGAACAUGCAAACAUUUUGCUCUUCUUUUUGUUUUGUAAAGCAGUUGUCACGGUAACAGAAAGAGUGGCAGGAAGUGCAAAAACCAAAUUCAGUUUUUGAUACAAAAGCUUGACUGAGAUAAUUUUUCUGGACUUUUCAGUGACUAAGUUUUAUGUCUAAACUUUAGAGAAACUUUGUACAGGUGAAAAUGAUGGAGUGAAAAUUAAUUUAAAUCUUUUCCUGUUCAGUGGAUAACAGAAGUUAAAUUCUCAGUAAUUCAUUAAAAAGUUUCCU